GUUAGAUAAUAAAUAUCUAAUCAGGGCUCGGGGAGGAGUUAUUGCAAUCCUCAGGACAAGUGGCCAGUGCGAGAGCGAAAGAUGCCCAAAGAAAACGGAAAGGACAAUGAUAUUAGGUAGCGAACUAUUUCAAGUGGUAUUUAGCUAGUCCGGUUCAUUUGAUUGUUUUUGUGGAUAUGAAAACGUCCAGACAAAGGGAAACAGAGAAUGUGAAGCUCCGUUUUGCUUAAUCAACCCCUCUUACCGAAAGCUGAUAUAUGAUAUGGAAGAAGGGGUACAUUGAGGGAGAUCACACAAGCAAUACCUGCAUUCUCCAGCUCGCGGUAUCUACUGGGAUGCAUCAGAAGUGGAUCAAAUGCCAUGACUUCCAUGCAAUGGAGGGUUUACGCUUCUCUGUGGGCUCAUUGGGGAUUUCCAAGACCGUUCUGCCCAUUCAAGGCUUAGGUGCAGCGGUUCUAGGGCUGAUGCUGUUGGUGACAAUGAUCACAGCAGGUUCACCUGCAGCAGUAGACUGGCCUUCGUUGGAUCCCACCAUGUUGGAAGAGUUUCAGGAAGAAGUACCAAGCUGGACUGAAUCACCCUCAGCCUUAUUAGUUUCACACACUGAUGCCUCUGAGCACCUAGAUGACACUACAACUAUAGCUCUCCGUUCACCUGGUCCCCUACCACUUGAAUCACCUUCUAGGUCUAGUGACCCCCUGUCCACUCCCCCUUUUAGCUCUUCGGAGCCUGCGAUUGUCCCUCAGAAACACCCUGAAGGCCCAGCCCGACUCUCAAGGGACAUUAAGCUCUCUGGGCCUAUCUCAACCAUGGCAGCUACCUCUUCAACCCUUGUUACAGUACCACACCAGAAGCUUCUCAGACCACAGUCCAACAUAUCCACAACACCCUUGAACUUCUCUACAGCCACCAGUGGGACUACGUCUCCACAGUUUAUUGUCCCAAACUCUAAUGAAAGAGCUUCAGAUGAACCUCCAUUAUUACCCCCCAGCAACCAGCAAGACCCAUCAAAACAGAGAACUCCUGCACUUAUGACAUCACUUCCGGUUGGUCCCCUCAACCUGCCUAGACUGCCUGUUUACAAUCUGGUAGAUGUAGCAGCCCUGUCAGACCAAGCCAGCCCAGAGUCUAGACCUAAUCCAGAUGUUUCCCAGAGUUUAGGCGAUCUCUCGCUGGAUCACAAACUGCCUCUUGAGCCCUCCAGUAGAUUAAUCGAUCUGGAUCACCUGCGUCCCAGCAGUGAGCUCAUGCAGAAGGAUGAUGCUGCCCAAGGUAUUUACAUGCUCCUGAAGCCAUCGCCUGAAAUGCAGCUGGCUCCCAGCUAUGUGCCUUUCCUGAGCCCACAGACCACGUCCUCCUCAGCCGAGCCCACCAUGGUCCCUACUGAGGACUUCUUCCCCACCAACACCAUGGAGGUGGACUGGGGCUCCGGAGACCACCCGGAGACCGUGUCCUAUAUGGGCUCGGAGGACGACGACUUCUCCCUGGUCACCAACCUUCCCACGGACAUGUACGACCUGGAGGACUCCAAUGCGGAACGCUACGACACCUCCUUCCCCUCCAGGGUUGGCGUGUCCUUCUCCUCGAUGCGUCACGUGACGUCUUCACUUAGUCUCACUACAACAGAUCUCAGCUCUGGUGUUAGAAGUGUGGCCCCCACAUCUGUUCCUCCCUCUAUCCAUCCAUAUCCCAGUCACUCAAUGCUAGCCUCAACACCAACACCUCAAGGUAGUCUACCAGAAGGUUCAGGCGUAGACUGGACAGAUAACUUUACUGUUGAACCAACAGACCUUCUCCUACCAGACAUGAACAGCCUGGAGUACUACACCAUCCAGCUGACCAAGGAUGACUCUGAAGAACACAGAGGCACCAAUGUGACCACCACCUCCAGACAUUUCUCCCUGAUGUCCAUCAGCACCAUCCACAUCAUGGCCACCAGCACGUUCACUGAGGACCCCAGCCACAUGCUCACAGCAUCCUAUGGAGUGGAGGUCCAGCCUUCUGACAACACUACCUGGAUUAAAGAGUCCUCUGAUAUAUCUGGCUCAGAGCCUCUCAAUACGACCACAGCAGACGCCACGGAGAUGACUUCUCUGAAUUUCUCAGUGCCGUUCCUGGAGCCUUCAUUAGCGCCAACCCCCUCCAUGGACCUGUCAUCCUCCCUGUGGGGUGUCACUGGUCAGGUGUCCUCCGGGGAAUGGAUUAGCCCUGUGGCCACCUCCAGUGUCGGACUGGACAGCAGCUCUGUAUUAGUGUCUGUGCAGCCUAGUGCUAAGGGCUCUGAGACAGACAUCCAGUGGUAUGUGUCCCCCACCGCCACAGAGACGGCCCUCCUCAGCACCUCUCUCGUCACUCCUGUGUUGACCACCUCUGUCGCCUUCACCCCAGUGCCUGGUCAAACAGAAUUACCCCCCGAUGUCACCUCAGGCCCCACAGAGCGAGCUACAAAUGCCACCACAUUUCCCCCGGUGUCAGUCAUGGCUGACCAAGGUAUUGAUACGGAUAGUCCUGUCACAGCAGUGACAAACGUCAGCCAGAGUACACUUAGCACCGUAGACACCCCCUCCACAACUGAUCCUGCCACCACCACUACUACUACCACCACCAUCACCACUAAGGCCUCUACAACCACUGCUCUGGCCACCACCACUACCACCACCACCCCCUUAAACAUAACAACCACAAAAAGCCCGCCUACAACCAUUGGCCGCCAGUACCUCUGUAAUGUCUCCAAGCCUGUGUACUUUGUUAAAGUCGGUUUUCCACUUGGAGCCACUGUUGGAUAUGCCAAAUCCCAAAUCCGAGACAUACUGAAGACUGAAUUCAAUAAGUCAAUUGAACUGCAGGUUGCUAAGAGCCCUCCAGACUUUGUGUUCCGGGCAGUGUCGGGUCCCGUGGUGUUCACAGCCAUAUCUGUCAUCAACGCCCUGCGCCAGUCAGGCCGACGCUUCCAGCCCAUCUCACAUUACUGGAAGGUACCAGACCACCAGUACCAAGUCCACUCAGUGCUGCAGUUUGUGCCCAGCCACGUCGACGUGCGAGUCUGCAAUUUCAGCGAGCGCAUUGAGAAAGGCCUUACCAUGGCAUACGCCGAAGUGCGCCGACGCGCACAGGAGUCCACCAACUUCACUGUGCACAUUGUGAACAUCACCAUGAAUCAGCCCAGGAGUCAGCAGAGGGAGCCAGUGGACGUGACCUUCGCGGUGCGCGAUGCCGUCGGCUACCUGAAGGGGUCGGAGGUCAGCAACCACCUGAGGCUGCUCAACAUGGUGGAGUUUAGCUACUACCUGGGCUUUCCCGUGCUGCAGAUCGCCGAACCUUUUCACUACCCAGAGUUGAACACCACCCAGUUGCUUCGCUCGUCUUGGGUUAGAACAGUGAUGCUGGGUGUCCUGGACCAGGGGGUGGACGGGCGGACCUUCCAGGCCAAGAUGGAGCGUCGUGUGGCCCUGCUGCUGGGAGAGGUUCUGAGGGCGGCCAGGCGUAACAAGAGGGCCACCAGCGUGGCCAACCACAGUGUUCAGAUUGUGAGUACGACCAGGCUGGUGGGAGCGGACCACCCUCUGGAUAUGGUGUACUUUGUGGACCAGCUAGGACAGCGGUUGCCUGCCAUCACCACGGCCAACAUGCUGAACAGACUGGAUGUGCAAAGGGCAGCCAUCGUGUUGGGCUACAGAGUACAGGGCAUCCUGGCUACACCUGUGGAGAAGGUGGCAGGGUACCCUCCUCCAGACACGGAGAACACCAGCAUGUGGAUCAUCAUAGGCGUGGUGGUGCCGCUAGGCGUGGUCAUCGUCAUCAUCUCCAUCCUCUACUGGAAGCUGUGUCGCACCGACAAGUUGGAGUUCCAGCCCGACGCCAUGACCACUGUCCAGCAAAGACAGAAGCUCCAGGCUCCCAGUGUGAAGGGCUUUGACUUUGCAAAGCUGCACCUGGGCCAGCACAGUAAAGAUGACAUCAUGGUAAUCCAGGAGCCUGGUGCCCCCGGGCCCCCACCACCCAUCUCCAACACCAAGGAGAGUGCCGCCACCUCCAAGAACGGUGAGGUCCCCACCCCCAGGUCAAAAGGGACCUCCGUCUCCUCCACCAAGGCGUCCCGCAGCACACGCAGGCGAGGAAGGGACAGGAUCUCUCCGUCGGACAGGGACUCCAUGGUGAGCGCUGGGUCCGGUGAUCGUGAGAAGGAGUUAGCCGAGGAGAACCUGAGAGCCUUCGCCAUGCCCAACGACAGCAAGCAGGCCCGCAAGAUCCCAAUCAAUGUUUUAAAUGGUCCUCCUCCCAUGAACGGCCAUGACGAGCAUCUCUCCUCUGCCUCCAUCUUUGAGCAUGUGGACCGCAUGUCGCGCUCAGCCGACGGCACCCGUCGCCUGUCCAAUAAGAUUCAGCUGAUCGCCAUGCAGCCCAUGGCUGUCCCGCCCCAGCACCACAGCCCCACUGUCAACGGUAUUAACGGCAGAGGGCCAGAGACACACAGCAGCUUUAACAAGGAGAUCCAGGUGGCGUUGAGGCAUAAGUCUGAGAUCGAGCACCACCGUAACAAGAUCCGUCUGCGGGCCAAGAGGAAGGGUCACUAUGACUUCCCUGCCAUGGACGACCUGGUAGACAAUGGUCUGACCACUGACUCCAAGGACCAGGACCACAUCUACCACAAGGCCCAGAUGCAGAUCGACAAGAUCCUGAACCCUGACAUCCACAUGCCCUCACUGUUCAUGGAGCCUAAAAAGAGGGGUAGGGGGAGGCGUUCUCCCAAGCAGAGGAAGAAGCACCAGCUGAACGGCAGCCUGACUGACGCAGACAAGGACCGGCUCAUCUCCAACGACAGUGACGGCACCUACAGGAAAUACCCUGGGGUCAACAACGUGGCCUAUGUGUCGGACCCUGACCAGGCCCCAGAGUCUGGGACCCCCUCCCCCAACGACGACGUGUUCUUGGGCCCCAUCUCGCCCCCUCCGGGGCACGCCCCUCCCCCGCCCCCCUACAUGCCCCCCCAGCCCUCCAUCGAGGAGGCCAGGCAGCAGAUGCACUCCCUGCUGGACGAUGCCUUCGCCCUGGUCUCCCCCACCUCCCAGGGCAGCACGGCCGGCAUCACCCUGCCCGGUGUCAACUCCAACCCCCCCAGCUCCAGCCCCCCACCUCGUGGUGGAGCCCGCCCCUGGGGUACUACCUACCCAGCCCUCAGCCCGUUCUCCUCAAGAUACGCUGAGUUAGGAAUGUCCCCUCCUUCACUCCAAGGCUUACUACAGAGACAGGGCCUGGGCUCCAACUACCCACCAGGUGACCCAGGACAUGUUGACCAGCUCCCUCCAGAGAGCCACUACUCCACCAGGGGCCUGUACACUGAAGACCUGCCCUCCUCUACCAGGCCACGGCCAGUAGGGGGCACCACAGGUAACCAGCUCAAUCACCUGAACCAGGUGGAUCUUGGGAGCCGGAUCAAGGGGGGGUACCCAUUAGGUGGCAGGGCACCUCCAGGUCAGACUGGAGGCUCAGGCUGGGCACCCUACUCUGACGGUGACUUCAGACCCACCAGAGACCCUGUUCUUCUGGGCUACCCUGACUCCUCCUCCUCUAUGUUCCAGAUGCCUAGUAGGAGUUCCCUAAGGGAACCCUCUGCCCACCUGGACAUCUACCCCCCCGAGGAGUCCUCUCCCCCCAACCACUCCUCAGCCUCCCUCAUCAAGGCCAUCAGGGAGGAGCUGCUGCGCCUCUCUCAGAAACAGCAAGCCGUGCCCAGUUACCACAGCUGAGACAGACGGCCUCCUCUGGUCCUCAAUGAACCUCUACUGCUACAUCCACCAGUCGUAUCGCUGCCCCUGCCUGCCUGCUCCAACCUAGCAAUGCUUCCCAUGGAAGUUCUGUUGUACAGGAGAGAGACAGUACUCCUGGGCUGCGUCAAGGUGGCUAUUGGCAAACUAGUCCAAACUGAAUGAGAUGACAUCAUAUAUGCCACUAGUAGCCUAAGCAUAGAUGGGGUCAUUAUAUGAAUGACCUGUUCUCUAAGCUCUGGCUCUCUGACCCAGACCCCUGUAUCUGACCCAGACUGUCCUAUAGCAUACAGUGUACUACAGUAUAAGUGACCCUAGAGGUUUAAGGGAGAAGGUGUGAACUGACUGUUUGGCCAUGACCACUGAUCCCUGCCCAGUUGUUUUUAAUUUGAGGUGUUGUUGCUUUUGUUCUUUUUAAACAGCUGUGUGUGUGUGAUGAUGAUGAUAAUAAGCAAUGUGGUUUGAUAUUCUCUCUCAUGCUGCCUUGACAUCCUAACAAUAUUUUACAGUACAGUGGUCUUUCUCUAUCAGUAGGACAUCUUUCAUUUAGGCUCCAAACAAUGAUACCAUGUUACCUUUUAACGGUGAUGCUUCUUACCAUUACUAUACAGGUUUUGUUUUUGAAGAGGCUCUUCUCCUCCAUCAUCUUCUGGUGCUUCUUUAAACGCUUUGUGUUUUCUGCCAUGAUAUGGAGGGGUGAUAUGCACACACUCCAUGAAACCAGUUGUCCCAGGUGCUGGAUGAAGCUGUUCUACAUUGUUUCACGCCUUGAGCCACACAAUGCCUUGUGUUGUGACAGAGUGAGUCAGUUAAACUGUCUCAAUCUACUAUACAGCUAAGGUCAGAGUUCGGGGGGACAACACUAGACACAAAGAGCUGCAAUAAUUAUACUGCAGCAACUCCCAUACAUUGUUAUUUAUUUGACCAGGAAGGGCUCAUUGAGAUUUGAAAUCUCUUUUUCAAGAGCGUCCUGGCAAAGAUGAGCAGCACCAAGUCAUUACACCAUAACAGUCUAACUACAAGUAAUCUAGUAAAAACCACAGGGAUAUAACGAAAUCAUAAAACAACAAAGGCAUUCCAAGGCGAUGGCGCAGAGUACAUAAAAGCCCUUUUAGCAAAUUCAGUUUGGACAUACGGAACAGUUAGCAGGAUUAAGUCCUGCGAACGAAGAGAGUACCCACCACAUUUCUGGGGGGGGAAAAUGCCCACAUAAAAUGGUAAUAAACAUUACUUUACCAAUGCAACUACAUUGACUUUGUUGUCAACAUCUUCAGCACAAUGUCCACAUUUGACCAUAUAUAUCCAGGUUGUUGAGGAUGCUACCUUGUUAGGACUUUAAAUUCCAACAUAUGGUGAACCUAUAUGACAACAUUAUUUCUAUAGUUAUUACACUAAGAUCAUUUAUUGUGUAUAAUAAUUCAUUUGUGGCAUUUUAUAAAAUGUUCUGACCUGCAAACAAAUCAAAGUGAUUGACAGUACCUUUACAUGCAGAUUGCAGCGCCUAUUCAUUUUUAUUAAGCUAAUAGAUCCAGGCAUGCAAUCUGAUCUAUUUAAUUCACUGUAUGCAAACUACUGGGUUGCACUUGGCUUUUCUCAGUGAAUAUCCUUCAAGUCACACCAACAGAAAUGUAAUUGAAAGAUUCAUAGGUCAAGUCAAUUAUGCAUUGUAUUGCUGAAGGAAAUGCAGUAUUUUCUCAGCUGAGAAACCGGGUCAGUGCUCACACUCGUUCAAUCUCCAGGGUAUUCUUCAUCUAUUUCCUCCUUUUUCCACGCAGUGUUGAAAUGUUCAGCUACAUGUACUGUGUUUUAAUUGUUCACAGUUUACUGCUCAGUCAAUCUGUCAACUUGAGAUGUUUUGUGCAUAUUAUGUUAUUUUUAUUCUUGAAUGGACUUGCCUCGUGUUUUAUUUCCUCCAUUUGUCUUUGUUCAAUAUUUUUUUUACAUUUUGUUCAGUAACAUUUUCAACAAACUCCACACACAUUGCUUUGCUGUGGGCAUUGAAGUGAUAUUUCAUUUCAAUAAAAUAAAAGAGAAAUUAUUGAUUUUAGUUGUAGGGUUAAACUACAUUUAUUCACUGACUUGGAUGAAUUAAUACUAUAUCAGUGUUGAACAUUGUCCCAAAUACUGUAUAUCCCAGUUUCACUCCACAACACUCUUAUCCAAAGCAACUUACAGGAGCAAUUAGGGUUAAGUGCCUUGCAUAAGGGAACAUCGACAGAUUUUUCUCCUAGUCAGCUCAGGGAUUUAAACUAGUGGCCUUGUGGUUACUGGCCUAACACUCUUAACCACUAGGCUACCUGCACCGGCUACAGUACUGUACACCAGACACACACUACUAUGGCUCCUCAUGACCAACAUGUACCUUAUGGAUCCCCCUCCCUUUGGUGCUCUCAUACUAAUGUCCCCCAUCCUGUCUCAUUCUACUUGCCUGUCUGUCUGUUCGAGAGUCUUAACCAGGCUCUGUUCACUCCAACAACCAUUGACUGUUUUGGAUCAUAGUACAGUAAGGCAUUUUGUAACUACUGUAGUCUCAGAAUUAAGUUAAAGGAUUUUCUCUCAACAAGGGUUCUAUAGGUCUUAACAGUUGGUGCUAAAGUGUGGUUUAUUACCAUCUAAUAUUCAACACUAUUUCUGGAUGUAGAUUUGCACCCAUGCAGUUAGAUUGUAAACUGAGUUACCUGUAGUGAUUUCACUCCUAGUUGAUCUGAGUGGCUUCAUUCACAACACUGUGCUGUACCAUACUGUACUGGAAGAGUGUCUGUUAAAUGACUACCAUGUACAAUGUACUGUAUGCCUCCACCUGCUGGUUCUGCAACUCCCGUGCACAUCUCUCAGAUUUAGUGACAGAUGUUUUCCCUUGUCUUGUUUUAUUGUGAAGAUCAUACUUUGUGUUGGCUGGACCAACCAUGUUUAAUGUGUUUGACUUGUUGAGUUGCAUGUUUCAUUCAUGUACACUACCGUUCUAAAGUUUGGGGUCACUUAGAAAUGUCCUUGUUUUUGAAAGAAAAGCACAUUUUUCAGAAUUACAGUGUAGACAUUGUUAAUGUUGUAAAUGACUAUUGUAGCUGGAAACGAAUAUUUUUUGUUAUGGAAUAUCUACAUAAGUGUACAAAGGCCCAUUAUCAGCAACCAUCACUCCUGUGUUCCAAUGGCACGUUGUGUUAGCUGAUCCAAGUUUAUCCUUUUAAAAGGCAGAGUUGCAAAGAAAAAGCCAUAUCUCAGACUGGCCAAUAAAAGAUUGAGAUGGGCAACAGAACACAGACACUGGACAGAGGAACUCUGCCUAGAAGGCCAGCAUCCCAGAGUUGCCUCUUCACUGUUGACGUUGAGACUGGUACUAUUUAAUGAAGCUGCCAGUUGAGGACUUGAGAGGCGUCUGUUUCUCUAACUAGACACAAAUGUACUUGUUCUCUUGCUCAUUUGUGCACCGGGGCCUCCCACUCCUCUUUCUAUUCUGAUUAGAGCCAGUUUGCGCUGUUCUGUGAAGAGUGUAGUACACAGCAUUGUAUUAGAUCUUCAGUAUCUUGGCAAUUUCUCACAUGGAAUAGCCUUCAUUUCUCAGAACAAGAAUAGACUGAUGAGUUUCAGAAGAAAGUUCUUUGUUUCUGGCCAUUUAGAGCCUGUAAUCAAAGCCACAAAUGCUGAAGCUCCAGAUAUUCAACUAGUCUAAAGAAGGCCAGUUUUAUUGCUUUUUUAAUCAGAACAACAGCUUUUAGCUGUGCUAACAUAAUUGCAAAAGGGUUUUCUAAUGAUCAAUUAGCCUUUUAAAAGGAUCAACUUGGAUUAGCUAACACAAUGUGCCACUGGAACACAGGAGUGAUGAUUGCUGAAAAUUGGGCCUCUGUACUCCUAUGUAGAUAUUCCAUUUUAAAAUCUGACGUUUCCAGCUACAAUAGUCAUUUACAACAUUAACAAUGUCUACACUGUAUUUCUGAUCAAUUUGAUGUGAAUUUAAUGGUCGAAAAAAUGUGCUUUUCUUUCAAAAAGGAUAUUUCUAAGUGACUCCAAACUUAAGGCUGUGUGUGGUUUGUUUUCCAUUUGUGUUGUGCAUGCUGUUCCAAAAGAAACACUUUUAAAAACCAAUGAAACCCAA
Molecule: messenger RNA, 9858 nt
Organism: Oncorhynchus nerka (sockeye salmon)
Lineage: Eukaryota; Metazoa; Chordata; Actinopteri; Salmoniformes; Salmonidae
Product: UPF0606 protein KIAA1549-like
Exons: 22
Coding region: 258-5747 (1829 amino acids)
Source: RefSeq, a predicted model, not a curated record